AUGUCCAGCAAGCACUUUCUGCCAAAAGACCCGUUUUCCACGGUCAAUUUUGCUCUCAAGGGAGCAAUUUACGAAAACCCAAACCUGUCUCUCCUAUCCAAAGAACGUGUCCUUUUUAACAACAAGUUCGACUCCAAAAAAGUGGCCCUGAUCUCUGGUGGGGGGUCUGGCCACGAGCCUGGCUGGUACGGUUUUGUCGCCGACGGCAUGCUCACUGCCUCCGUCCAAGGAGAAAUUUUUGCUUCGCCAAACUACAGAAACAUCCAGGCAGCAGAGAAAGUGGUCCAUUCUGACGCGGGUACCAUCUUCCUCAUAACCAACUACACCGGCGAUAACCUGUAUUUUGGCAUGGCUGCGCAGGAACUCGUCAACAAGUACGGCGAGGACAGGAUCCGCAUUUUGCGGACGACAGACGAUGUGGCCGUUCCGCGGUCCAAAAGCGACCGCGUCGGCCGCAGAACGCUCAGCGGAAUCACGCUCAUGGCCAAGGUGCUUGGUGCGUGUGCAGACGAGUACCACGACAUCGACACCGUGUACAAGCUGGGCGUGUCUGUCAACGCCAACAUCGCCUCUGUUAACGCGGGGCUCGAUCACGUGCACAUCCCCACGCACGAUGCCACCACCGACUGGGGCCAGUUGAAGCAGAAUGAGUUGGAGCUAGGGCUUGGUGUGCACAACGAGCCCGGCGUGAAGCGGCUCGACUACGUUCCGGCCAACGAGGAGCUUGUGCAGAUCCUGCUCAGGUACAUUCUGGACACCACAGACCCGGAAAGAGGGUACUUCCAGUACGACAAGGGCGACAAGAUCGUCCUGCAGCUCAACAACUUGGGUGGGGUGUCGCAUUUCGAGCUGCUGGCCGUCCUGACAGAGACCGUGCAGCAGCUGAAACGCGACUACGGGCUGGACAUCACGAGGGUGUACCACGGCCACUUUGUGACCAGCUUCAACGCGCAGAUAUUCACACUGACGCUGUUCAACGUGACCAAGGCGGCUACCGCAGACUUUCCUGUUGAGAAGCUGUUUGAAUACCUAGACAAGCCUGUGCGGGCGUCGAACUGGCCGGCCAACUACUACACCUCUUUGGAGCCAAUUGACGUCCAGAGCCGUGUGAUUGACGACUUCAAGCACUACGACGAGGACUCUGCCACAGAAAAGCUACCUGCUAAAGGAGACGCCAAUGUGCGUCCGGAAACGUUGGAGUCAGUUAUUAGAACGGCUGUUCGCAAUGUGAUUGCCAGAGAGCCGGAAUUGACUAUCUGGGACACCAAGAUGGGGGACGGCGAUUGUGGAGAAGGCCUCAAGAUUGGCGCCGAGGCCGUUCUGGACCGUCUGGAAAAAGACCGGUUCACAGAAAGCGGGUCGUUGCUGCAGACGCUCACGUCGCUGCUUAAGGUCGUCAAGGACUCGAUGGGCGGAACGCUGGGCGCUAUUCUGUACAUUUUCCUGCAGGGCCUGACCAACAAGCUCGAGCUGUUGCUGGAGAGCAACGAGAAGCCGCUGGCAGUGGUCUUUGCCGACGCAAUGGACUAUGCAAUUGAUAACCUGUGCAAUUUCACCAAGGCGCGCGAGGGCGACCGCACGGUGAUGGACGUUCUGAUUCCGUUCUGUCGUGAAUUCUCGCAGUCGAAGAACCUGGGUCAGGCCAUUGAAGUGGCGCACACAGCUGCAGAGGCAACUCGGAAAAUGCAACCCAAACUGGGCCGGGCCAGUUACGUGGGGAUCGAGGACAACGAGACGGACUUUCCGCCAGACCCUGGCGCAUACGGUGUGUACGAAAUUAUCGCUGCUCUCCAGGAGGGGAGCGGCAACUAA
Molecule: messenger RNA, 1812 nt
Organism: Ogataea angusta
Lineage: Eukaryota; Fungi; Ascomycota; Pichiomycetes; Pichiales; Pichiaceae
Exons: 1
Coding region: 1-1812 (603 amino acids)
Biological process (GO): glycerol catabolic process
Cellular component (GO): cytosol
Molecular function (GO): glycerone kinase activity
Source: RefSeq, a predicted model, not a curated record